Messenger RNA from Jaculus jaculus (lesser Egyptian jerboa), 1981 nucleotides. RefSeq names its product cyclin dependent kinase like 3 (gene Cdkl3). The coding region runs from base 160 to 1956 and encodes 598 amino acids. Lineage: Eukaryota; Metazoa; Chordata; Mammalia; Rodentia; Dipodidae. The transcript is spliced from 13 exons. Gene Ontology annotation, biological process: positive regulation of dendrite morphogenesis; negative regulation of axon extension; dendrite extension. The record is from RefSeq and is a predicted model, not a curated record. Gene Ontology annotation, cellular component: nucleus. Gene Ontology annotation, molecular function: cyclin-dependent protein serine/threonine kinase activity; ATP binding.
CGGCAUGGGCUGAGGCGGUGGCGGCUGUCGGGACGAGGUUGACGCGGGGCGACGAGCGAGCCGGGUCGGGGACUCGAGACGUGGGUGUGAGGAGAGGCCGGGCCGGGCCGGAGGCGUGGCUGGACCGCGGGCCCCGGUAAGUAGAAGCCAGGCUUGACGAUGGAGAUGUAUGAAACCCUUGGAAAAGUGGGAGAGGGAAGUUAUGGAACAGUCAUGAAAUGCAAACAUAAGGACACUGGGCAGAUAGUGGCCAUUAAGAUAUUCUUUGAAAAACCAGAAAGAUCUGUCAACAAAAUUGCAGCAAGAGAAAUAAAGUUUCUGAAGCAAUUUCACCAUGAAAACCUGGUCAAUCUGAUUGAAGUUUUUAGACAGAAAAAGAAAAUUCAUUUGGUAUUUGAAUUUAUUGAUCACACUGUGUUAGAUGAAUUACAACAUUACUGUCAUGGACUAGAGAGUAAACGACUUAGAAAAUACCUCUUCCAGAUCCUUCGAGCAAUUGAAUAUCUUCACAAUAACAAUAUUAUCCAUCGAGACAUAAAGCCUGAGAAUAUUUUAGUGUCCCAAUCAGGAAUCACUAAGCUCUGUGAUUUUGGUUUUGCAAGAACACUAGCUGCUCCUGGGGACAUUUAUACAGACUAUGUGGCGACACGCUGGUACAGAGCUCCCGAACUAGUGUUAAAAGAUACUUCUUAUGGAAAGCCUGUGGAUAUCUGGGCUUUGGGCUGCAUGAUCAUUGAGAUGGCUACUGGAAAUCCCUUUCUUCCCAGCAGUUCUGAUUUGGAUUUGCUCCAUAAAAUUGUUCUUAAAGUAGGCAACUUGACACCUCACUUGCAGAAUAUCUUUUCCAGGAGUCCCAUUUUUGCUGGAGUGGUUCUUCCUGAAGUUCAACAUCCAAAAAAUGCAAGGAAAAAAUAUCCAAAGCUUAAUGGAUUGUUGGCAGAUAUAGUUCAUGCUUGUUUACGGAUCGACCCUGCGGAAAGGGCAUCAUCUACUGAUCUUUUGCGUCAUGAGUAUUUUACUAGAGAUGGGUUUAUUGAGAAAUUCUUACCAGAACUGAGAACUAAAUUAUUACAAGAAGCAAAAGUUAAUUCAUUGGCAAAGUCAAAAGAGAACUCUAAAGAAAAUGAACUUGUGAGAGAUGAAAGAAAACCAAAUUUUACCAAUACGCUGCUAAGUACUUCAGUCUAUGGAAAGGAAGUGGAAAGGGGAAAAAAGCCUAAGGAGAUCAAAGUCAGAGUUGUUAAAUUUAAAGGAGGAAAAGGAGACACCUCAGGCCUGAGAAAGACCGAGUGUGAAGGUGGACACUGUCAGCAGGAUGCAGCUGAGAACACUCACGGGACAUCUCAAGACCGAAAACCAGUAGCCACGGAGCCACUAAGCCCUGCUAACACCAGCCUGAGCUCUGGCCCUGGGAAGGAAGACCCCCAUGCUGGAGGUUGUAUGAUCAUGCCACCCAUCAAUCUGACAAGCAGUAGUUGGAUGGCUGCAAACCUCAAUUCAAAUCUCUCCCACCCCUCUUCACGAUUAACUGAAAGAGCAAAAAAGAGACGAACUUCUUCUCAAUCUACUGGACAAGUUGUGUCUAAUAACAGGCAAGAGGAUGCAGGUCCCAUUCAAAGCCAAAUGGAGAAGGGUGCAUUUAAUGAACGAGCAGGUCCAAAUGACCGAAUGGCAAGUGGCAGCAAAAGGAAGCUGAAUUUCCCCAGGCCUGAAAGGAAAGAUUUCCAUUUCCCUGAACUACCUUUCUCAGUGCAGACAAAGGAGUGGAAAGGAAUGGAAGUUAAACAGAUAAAAAUGCUAAAGAGGGAAUCAAAGAAAACCGAGUCAUCUAAAAUACCAACUUUACUUAAUGUAGACCAAAAUCAAGAAAAGCAAGAGCCGAAGAAUUCUGGGUUACCCUUCAAGACGCAGCUGAAGUGCCAGCUUCCGCGGGAGCCCUUCCCAGACCCCCCGUAGCAACGCCGUCUAUCUUCAGCACGUG